AUGGUCUCCGUUAGAUCAUCACCAUACAGCUCGAGUACAACUGGCCCUUCGAAGAGGGCCGUGGAGUCCCCGGCGGCCAGGAUCAAACGCAGUCGUCCAGAACGUAUACCGAGCGACAGACGACGAACCAAGAGAGCUCGCAGCGCAGCAUCGGACCUGUUGUCGGUUCUAGACUCUCAUCCGAGUACAGUGACGAGUGAACCGGAGAGCGACGACGAUUCCAGCACGGGUCUCAGGUCGCAGCUACCCUUCGCGAAUCACGCUGGGAAAAGGAGCACCGGACCUGGAAAAGUACUCAAUGCUAUUCAGAUUGGCAUCGAUCCUGGGACAACGACGCUCGCGCUUGCCCAUCGAGAUGUUACCACAGUUGCGGGUAAAGAGGUCUUGGGUCCCAUUCAUGACCUCUAUUUCGGGUCCGAGUCAUUCACCACCCAGGCUGUCGCAUUUGCUGCCGACGGAGAGUUCUACUGGGGGCCGCAUGUCCAAGCAGCUCUGAACAACGGGAUCAUCCAGCAGAAAGACGUGGUCGAGCUCUGGAAGCUGGCUCUCUACGACGGGCACACUCCACAAUCGAAGGCCAAGGAGAGUGUCAUUGUCGAUAAACAGCUCGGAAAUGAUUAUAACUUGGACGAUCUUCUUGCAGCGUAUCUAAGAAGUGUGAUCGGAUACGCCACGGAGAAGAUUGCAGUAGCGAAGACCUACUCUUCCAUGUCGAAAGACGAGAUCGGUCGCGUGCCAGUGCACCUCUUCAUCGGUGUUCCUCAGAUGUGGGACAGCGUGGUCAAUAAGAUGUUGACCGAUGCUGCUCGCGCUGCCGGGUGCGCUAGUGUUGACACCGUCCAUGAAUCCCGGUGUGCGACCGCGUUCUACACCCACGGCCUCAGAAGCUUGGCGUCGGCUUCGUUCCAGAUCGGAGACAUCGUUCUUGUGGCGGACAUUGGAGGCGGUACGGGGGACUUUGUGACCUUUAGACUCGGCGACGAUCCUGAAGAUGGAGCUCAAGUCAAGCUGUUCCAAGUCGGGACACCUGAUGGCAAGUCAACUUUGCGGUCGAGGUCCUUUGUCAAUCAACCAAGCUGA
Molecule: messenger RNA, 1080 nt
Organism: Saxophila tyrrhenica
Lineage: Eukaryota; Fungi; Ascomycota; Dothideomycetes; Mycosphaerellales; Extremaceae
Exons: 4
Coding region: 1-1080 (359 amino acids)
Source: RefSeq, a predicted model, not a curated record